AUGAAGUUUCCUAGUAUUUCAUAUGCUAAAUACGUUGAUCUGGAAAAUUUUGAAAAUAAUGUGACCAAAUGGGUGAAACUUAUUGAAGAAUCUCAACGCAUUGAUUUCAAUACGAUCAUCGAAUUAAUGAGAAAUCAUCACAAAAGCGAUUCAUGGUUUUCUAGCUUGAUCGGAUUUUUUUAUCAACAUGGUAUUGGAGGAUGUGUAAUUAAUGAAGAUAAGGCGUUAGAAUCAUAUUUACUAGCCGUUAAAAUCGAAAUUGAAGAAGGCUUGAAUCAUUUUAAUGAUGAUUUAAAAGAAAUUAAUAUCAUCAUUGGAAAAUAUUUAUUGGCAUUGUAUUAUUAUAAAGAAAUUAUUGAGAAAUAUAUUGCUAAAUAUGAAUUAUUUGUUGGCCCUGAAAUUGAAAUUGAGUGGAAAAUUGAUCUAUGUUCGAAUUGA
Messenger RNA from Funneliformis mosseae, 438 nucleotides. The record is from the annotation of a GenBank genome assembly. Lineage: Eukaryota; Fungi; Glomeromycota; Glomeromycetes; Glomerales; Glomeraceae.